AUGCAACGUCUGGAGGCACGACGUGGCGUUGAAGAACAGCACUUCCUUGCCCGCCGCGCACGUUCACAUAGUUACAACCCACCCGUAGAUCUGCGCUUAGUGGACUACGUCUCCUCGUACGACCCGAAUUUGAUGUGUCCAAUCUGUCGAUGUCCGUUCGUGGACCCGGUGGUCCUGGCCGAGUGUGGCCACUGCUUCUGUCGAGAAUGCAUCCGGCAGUCCUGGAACACGCAGACCACCACAUAUACCCCACAUGGCCCACACGGCGAUUGUCCAUCCUGUCGUACGCCUGCAAGACUCCGGCCUCGGUCCACUACGAAUAACAUCUUGAUCAACAUGACGGACGAGCUCAUCGUGCGAUGCCCCAAAUCCGACGAAGGUUGCAAAGCCGAGGUCAAGCGCGGAGAGGUUCAAGACCAUGUCAAUAUUUAUUGUGGCUUCACAUUAGUCGAGUGCGGAGCAGACCACUGCGAGUUACCGGUCCGAAGGAAGGAUGUGGCUCAAGGGUGCCUGCAUUACGGCGUGAGUUGCUUGUCGUGCCGCAAGGAGCUGGAUAAGUGCAAUCUGGACUGCCACUGGCGGAAUGAUUGUCCGGCCCGCCAAACUGAGUGCGCCGUCUGCAAGUCAAUGGUCUUCCCUCGUGACCUUGCAGAGCAUAGCAGCACGGCAUGUGCGGCGAUUAGCGUACCCUGCCCUGGAGCAGCACUGGGAUGCUCAAAUAGGAGUACCGGGGCCCAGGCACGGACUCACGCCGACACGUGUAUGCUUGCAAAGUUGGCACCGAUAUUGACGACACAACACGAACGAUUGGAGGAGCAAGAGGCUGCACAAAAGCAGAUGAGUCGCAAGCUGGAAGUGCUUGAAGAUGGAUUCACGACGAUACAAAGUAUUCUCUCGCCUUUCUCCAGCGAUAACAUGGUGGACAAGCUUGGGACCGAUCCUGCACCGGGCCCGCGACCCACCGACCUCCCUGGGCCAUACUCGGCCGACUUCGACCUCGAUGCUCCAGCGUCUUUUUCAGCGCCGAACACAUCCGCCGGACCAUAUGCCUCGCCGCUGCACCAUCUACUUCAUAUGCACGAAAGUCUGCGAGACGAGAUCAGCCGAAUCUCCUCGGCUUUGUCGGAGCUCGAUGGCCGCCAUAGCAUGCAGAAUCUCAACGAAAACCUUCGCACGCGGGAAGAGAUUUCCUACAUCGGAGCUCAAUUGGGCGGCUUACAGCGUCAAGUCCAUUGGCUGACGUCUGCCCAAUUGCACCGCCAGCAGGCCGGCAGAAGCCCAACACCCGGCUCCGCCACGUCUGCAGGGACCGCUAUCACGGAUGCAACCAGUGGAGCGGGAGUCGAGGCCGCUCUUGGCGCGGUGAAUACGGCCGCGACUGCCUUGCGAGGAGCGGCAAGAAUGGUGAACGUCGGCGGUAGAGAGGCAAGUGGUAUGAGGAGAGGCGCAAGCGAGGAGGGCCGGACAAAGCUGUAG
Messenger RNA from Neohortaea acidophila, 1476 nucleotides. RefSeq lists its product as uncharacterized. The transcript is spliced from 2 exons. Gene Ontology annotation, molecular function: zinc ion binding. Bases 1 to 1476 code for a protein of 491 amino acids. Lineage: Eukaryota; Fungi; Ascomycota; Dothideomycetes; Mycosphaerellales; Teratosphaeriaceae. The record is from RefSeq and is a predicted model, not a curated record.